AAUUCAUUUCAAUUUUUUUACUACAUACCGUUGGAUUCGUUAUUUUUAGAAUUCAGAUAUCGCGUAAUAGGAAAGUUGUGUUUUUUUUCCGCCAUUUUCGGAAUUUUCUGAAUGAGAUGAGAGCUACCAAAUUUGUAAAAAUGAAGCCCUGUUGUAGAAUUUUGUUACCUUGUAGGAACACACCUUUUUUGGGUGUCCCAAUUCCCAAAUCCUCCAAUUUUGCGUCGCACACUAACUGUUUGUUUGAUUCCCACUUUAGUGCCCCCAAUGAUCGCACCUCUUCACCUCGUGUUUUCGUGUUCAAGACCAUCCUGGGACAAUCCCAGAAGCCGAAUUCUGCACCCAAUUCGAAUUGGAGUCAGUCGAGAAUUUUCUCAACCACCUGCGGGUGUAAUUUUAGCAAAAGAGCGCAUUAUUUAGUUGGUAGUGUUGCAUCAAAUGUCAAGAGUUUUUCUACAUCUAUUGAAACCCGUGUCAAUGACAAGAAUUUCGAGAGAAUUUACGUGCAGGGUGGGCUUAAUGUUAAGCCACUUGUGGAGAAAAUUGAUUUGGAUGAGGAUGCAGUGAAAAAGGAGGAUGAUAGGAUUGAGGUUAAAGAUGUCGAAAAUGAUGUGAAAAAUGAGAAUUUGAAAGAGGCUGAGAGUGCAGACGCUGCUAAAGAAGAGUCUGAAAUCGAAAAGGACGCGUGGAAGCUGCUGAGGGAUUCGGUUGUGACGUAUUGUGGGAGCCCUGUGGGUACCCUGGCUGCAAACGAUCCAAAUGACAAGCAGCCACUUAACUAUGAUCAGGUGUUUAUAAGGGAUUUCGUCCCAUCAGCCUUUGCAUUUUUGCUAAAGGGUGAGGGAGAAAUAGUGAGGAAUUUCUUGCUUCACACCCUGCAACUACAGAGUUGGGAGAAAACGGUGGACUGCUACAGUCCCGGACAAGGAUUGAUGCCAGCAAGUUUUAAGGUUAGAUCUGUGGCUCUAGAUGAUAAUAAGUUUGAAGAAGUUCUUGAUCCAGAUUUUGGAGAGUCAGCUAUUGGCCGAGUAGCACCUGUGGAUUCUGGACUAUGGUGGAUCAUUUUAUUGAGAGCUUAUGUGAAGCUUACUGGUGACUCAGGGUUGACGGAAAGAGGCGAUGUACAAACCGGGAUAAAACUCAUAAUAAAUCUGUGCUUGUCUGAUGGUUUUGAUAUGUUUCCUUCUUUACUUGUCACUGAUGGCUCCUGUAUGAUUGACCGUCGGAUGGGUAUUCACGGGCACCCUUUGGAGAUUCAAUCCUUAUUUUACUCGGCUCUUCGAUGUGCACGGGAGAUGCUUGCAUUGGAUGAUGGAUCAAAGAAUUUGGUGAGAGCCAUCAAUAACAGACUCAGUGCAUUGUCGUUUCACAUCAGAGAAUAUUACUGGGUUGAUCUGAAGAAAAUCAAUGAAAUCUACCGUUACAAGACUGAGGAGUAUUCCACAGAAGCCACUAACAAGUUCAAUAUAUAUCCCGAACAAAUUCCUCAUUGGUUAAUGCAUUGGAUUCCUGAGGAAGGCGGUUAUCUUAUUGGCAACCUGCAGCCAGCUCACAUGGAUUUUAGGUUCUUCACGCUCGGAAAUCUCUGGUCCAUAGUAUCAUCUCUGGGUACUCCAAAACAAAACGAGGCUAUAUUGAAUCUCAUCGAAGCUAAAUGGGAUGAUCUGAUCGCUCAGAUGCCUCUUAAAAUAUGCUUCCCUGCUUUGGAGUCUGAGGAUUGGCGAAUAAUCACUGGAUGUGAUCCAAAGAAUACACCUUGGUCAUAUCAUAAUGGGGGGUCUUGGCCAACACUGUUGUGGCAGUUCACAUUGGCAUGCAUGAAAAUGGGUCGAACAGAUCUGGCAAAGAAGGCAAUUGACAUAGCCGAAAGAAGGCUACCUCUCGAUCGCUGGCCUGAAUACUAUGACACGCGCAAUGGCAAGUUCAUAGGAAAGCAGGCCCGACUAUACCAGACAUGGUCUGUAGCCGGAUACCUGACGUCAAAGCUGCUGUUGGAGAACCCGAAUAUGGCUUCCCUUUUAUUCUGGGAAGAAGACUAUGAUCUUCUUGAAAUCUGUGUCUGCGCCCUGAGCAACUCCAGCCGCAAAAAGUGCUCCCGCCGGCUCGCCAAGUCUCAGAUUCUUGUUUGAUUUCGCAUCAAUUCUUUGAAAGAAAAUGCACCAUUUUGCUGUAUAGAUGAUUGGUGUUUGAUCAAGUUGGUUUCACACGUAGUUGUAAAUACUUAACUUUUACUCUUCAAGAUAUAUAUAUAUAUAUAUAUAUAGCAUAUCAUAGGAAAUGAAAUUAGAUUGCAUUCUUUUGUGGCCUUCUCAAAUUUUGUACGGUUGGCCUUUUAGUUUUUCUGUUUGUGCACUAAUAUAUCAGCUUUUAAUAGCUCUAGGUAAAUGUAAACACUUAACCUACAUUUAUUUCUUUUAUCUUUUUAUUCUUAAUGUUGAGUUCUCGACCGAAA
Messenger RNA from Sesamum indicum (sesame), 2452 nucleotides. Its product is annotated as alkaline/neutral invertase A, mitochondrial. Gene Ontology annotation, molecular function: sucrose alpha-glucosidase activity; endo-alpha-N-acetylgalactosaminidase activity. Lineage: Eukaryota; Viridiplantae; Streptophyta; Magnoliopsida; Lamiales; Pedaliaceae. Gene Ontology annotation, biological process: sucrose catabolic process. Gene Ontology annotation, cellular component: mitochondrion. The record is from RefSeq and is a predicted model, not a curated record.